Molecule: messenger RNA, 3875 nt
Organism: Dermacentor andersoni
Lineage: Eukaryota; Metazoa; Arthropoda; Arachnida; Ixodida; Ixodidae
Gene: mei-9
Product: DNA repair endonuclease XPF mei-9
Biological process (GO): double-strand break repair via homologous recombination; nucleotide-excision repair involved in interstrand cross-link repair; resolution of meiotic recombination intermediates
Cellular component (GO): nucleotide-excision repair factor 1 complex
Molecular function (GO): damaged DNA binding; single-stranded DNA endonuclease activity; single-stranded DNA binding
Source: RefSeq, a predicted model, not a curated record
AUGGCGCCGUCCUGAGCGUCUGUCGCUCCUGUGCAGACAUGCUGUAGCGCCGGUGUUUGUACGCUUAAUUUAGUGAUCAGGAAGCUACUAAAUGCUGCGAUCACAAUUUAAGUAACUUGCUUCUUCCGUGCACUGGUAGUGAAUUUGUUCUCUGACACGAUGUCUCUGCUCGAGUUUGAAACUCAAAUGUUCUUGGACCUUCACAACGAAGACGGUCUUGUUAUAUUAGCUAAGGGCCUUGGUAUAGAACGAUUGCUGUUAAGUUUGAUGAAAGUUCACAACGACCCUGGAAACCUUGUUUUAGUAUUGGGAACGACAGCCGAAGAAGAGGAAUUUUUUAUCGGCCAACUUCAAGCGGACAAUGUAAACCCGCUCCCAAAAUCGAUAACUGCUGACUGCGGCACAAAGGAGAGGACUGAUGUGUACUUAGCUGGAGGUGUUCUUUUCGUGACGUCACGGAUUCUUGUUGUCGAUAUGCUUAUGGAGCGAGUCCCCAUCGACCUCAUCACAGGCAUCAUAGUGUAUCGAGCUCACAAGACGCUGGAAUCGUGUCAGGAAGCCUUCAUUUUAAGGCUGUAUCGACAGAAAAACAAAAAAGGAUUUGUGAAGGGACUCUCAGACAGUGCCAUAGCAUUCACCCAUGGCUUCUCACAAGUGCAACGCAUGAUGAGGAAUCUCUUUGUCAAGAAGUUGUUUCUUUGGCCAAGGUUCCAAGCUGACGUUAUUGCAUCCCUAGAGAAGAGAAAGCCAGAAGUUGUGGAGAUCCGUGUUGGCAUGACUCCUGCAAUGAACAUUAUCCAGAUGGCUAUUCUGGAUAUUAUUGCCAGCUGUGUCCGAGAAAUAAAGAAAUGCAAUCCUUCGCUUGAAAUGGAAGACAUGACUGUGGAGAACACCAUUGCAAGGUCGUUUGAAAAGAUAAUCAAGUUUCAACUUGAUCCUGUCUGGCAUCAGAUUGGCCCGAAAACGAAGCGCCUGGUUUCUGACAUCAAGACUCUCCGCACGCUGCUACUGUAUUUGACACAACAUGACUGUGUGACAUUCUACAGCCUUGUCAAAUCAGUACAUGACAGUGCCGCAGCCACGACGCAAGUGUCUGACUGGCUUUUCUUGGAUGCAGCAGAGACGUUGUAUGUUCAAGCAAAGGCCAGAGUAUAUGGCUCGGAAAAGCGGCCACGCAAGGAUGACCAAAAGUCGAAAAGUACCGACAAAAAAGUGGACCCAUCUUUCCAACCAGAGCACAGCCCGAAAUGGGCUGCGCUCUCUGAAAUCUUGGCCGAGACAAGACAAGAGAACAAGGAGCGCGGAGACCUCAACACUGUUUUGAUUGUGGCCGAGGAUGACCGGACGUGUGGUCAGCUCUCAGAGUACCUUUGCUCCGGUGCCGAUUCUGUACUUUACAACCUCUACCGCAAGGCUGUUGGGGACAAAGACGGCGUGCAGCUUCCACCCCUGAGCCGCGGUGAUGACGACGACCACGAAGGGCCUGGAAAGAGGAGGAAGAAGACAAAGAACUCAUCACAUGGAUUGAGUGAAGAGAAAAAGAAAGGAAAUCAAGAUUCAGAAAUGGAAGGAUCUGACAUGACGGAAACAGAGACGGAGGGAAUGGAAUCACCACCCGCCUUUCCCAACACGAUUUUCCACCCACUGAAGUCUCCAGAAUUCGCUCUGCAGCAGUUGCUUCACUCUGUUGAGCCAAAGUACAUCAUCCUGUAUGACGUCAAUAUUGCGACGGUGAGAGAAAUUGAGAUGUACCAGGCCACCAGAGCAAAGGAAGUGCUACGCGUGUACUUCCUCAUGUAUGAGGACUCCAUAGAUGAGCAACGCUACCUCACUUCUCUUCGCCGAGAGAAGGAUGCCUUCGAAUUUCUCAUCAAAGAAAAAAGUAUAAUGGUGAUACCAGAGGAGCAAGACGGGAAGGGAGAGUACCACCCUGACCUGGUGGAUGAUGUUGGAAAGUCAAAUGAGCCAGCCAGCUCGCGGAAGGCGGGUGGCGCAGUUGUCCCCGUGUCAACGUCCCGCAGGGUCAUUGUGGAUUUGCGAGAGUUCCGCAGCGAACUGCCUUCUCUCAUUCACAGGCGAGGAAUCAGCGUUCAGCCAGUCACCAUAGAGGUUGGCGAUUACAUUUUGACACCGGAGAUCUGCGUUGAACGCAAGAGCCUCAAUGAUCUUAUCGGGUCCCUGAACAACGGGCGUCUGUAUAACCAAGCCCAGGCAAUGUGUCGUUACUACAAGCGUCCCGUGCUUCUUAUAGAGUUCAAUCAGAAUCAGCCUUUCUGCCUCCAGGGCAAGCACUUGCCGUCGUCGGAGUCGACCUCGCAAAAUUUUGUCUCGAAACUGAUCCUGCUGACGAUGCACUUCCCGCGCCUGCGUCUGCUCUGGUGUCAGAGCCCGUAUGCCACAGCCGAGAUCUUUGACAUUCUGAAGCACGGGAAGGAGGAACCGACUGUGGCAGAGGCACAAGCAGUGACGGAAAAGGAGCUUCAGGACAGCGGCAAGUCAAGUGACAAGUACAACCCUGCUCCACAGGAUUUCUUGCUUCAUCUGCCUGGGGUCGGCUUGAAGAACUACACCACACUGAUGCGCAAAUUCACAAGUCUUGCAGACAUGUUUAAGGCUUCAGAAGAGGAGUUGUCAUCGGCAAUGGGGAAUGCAGCCCAAGCCAAGGCCCUUUGGGACGCCAUCCACAAACCCAUUGAGCAAAACCCACAGAAACCAGUGCCCCAGCGGAAGUUCCGGAAGAAGUAGCGCUGGCUUUCUAUUUAAGCGUGUACAUAGUGUAUAUAUAGGACGUCUGUGAAGUUGCGCAAUGCAUGUUCAAGUGGCCUUAGGUACUGUUUGUAUCAAAAUGGCAUUGCUGCUGAAUGUUGGAACAGCUUCUGCUGAGUGUGACACAACAUUGUGAAUGUUCAUAAUGUGCACAUGCAUGUAGCCAUCACAUUGGCUUAGCUUUCAUGGAGCCAGCAUUGUGACUCCAUACCAUCUCCAUAGUGUGUGUUGCUUGCCUUUUGACAUUUACAAUCAGCUCAAUUACGGUGGGGCCACUGUGAAAGGGAACACUUGAUUUGCAUUUAAGACCUUAAAAGGACGCUAUAAAAGAAAAACAUUAGACUGAUAAAUUGUUCUUUAAAAAACUCUCCCUUGAUUAAUUUUGCGGUAAGAGGUUGUAUAAUUUGCUGAUGGAACAUUCAACUAGUUCCUACUGCGCUCCAACACAGUUUGCGGUGAUGCAGAGGCCUCUCGAGAUUGGAGCAAGAGGAAGCUUGCCCUGAGCCAAAUGUUCAGCUGCUCUCAGAGCAACCAGAAGAGCCAUGUGAUUAGGAUUGUGCCGGGUCUCGGUUGGGCUCCCAGCUCAAACGUGAGAGCUCCUCUGAAGCACUGUGCGCUGGAGUGCAACGCUCUGAACAAGAAUUUCUAUCAGCUGAAUGUAAAUGGCAUAGUGCGAGCGCUCGAAAGGGACCAGUCGAAUGUGCCACAAUAGCAGAAAUGAAGAUUGAAAUUUAAAAGAGAAACUCCAGCACUGCUACAUCAGUUUGAGGUCAGGGAUGUCAAUGCAUUUUCCUGUACUGGGGAUGUUGUGGCAAUGUGAAAGUUCUUGGAAUUUGCAAAGUUCGAUCUCUGGCUGUUUUAGAGCAGUGUACAUAGUUCGUCUGUACUGAUAAAAAAAAUUAACGAAGCUGAGCAGAUGGCAUCGAAAUCCAUGUCCUCACGGCAACCUGGUAUGGGAACUUUAGAAGUCUUCUUGUAUCAGGACGAGCCUAGACAUAGCAAUGCAUCUUUGUAAGUGGACCUGUUACUGGUGCAGCUGUGGGUUCUUUAACAGGCAUCUUCACCCGGGCUUCAUUUCUUAGCCAUGUGAAUAAAGAACUUCCUGUGAA